Messenger RNA from Schistocerca americana (American grasshopper), 1569 nucleotides. RefSeq lists its product as uncharacterized. Gene Ontology annotation, molecular function: protein binding. The transcript is spliced from 3 exons. The record is from RefSeq and is a predicted model, not a curated record. Lineage: Eukaryota; Metazoa; Arthropoda; Insecta; Orthoptera; Acrididae. The coding region runs from base 269 to 1306 and encodes 345 amino acids.
UGGAGCACUAGUGUCGCUCCACCUGUCAAACGGUGACAAGUAACAACUGUUAACACUAACAGCAGUUCGUGUCGCGACUUUUAUAUGACUGAUAAAUUUGGUCGAACACUUCCAAGGAUGUUGUUUCUGCAGUGUGUAACAUUUGCUGCAAACUGGGAGUAGUAUCUCAUAUUCAGGAAGGAGGAAUACCUGAUUCCCUGUUCAGUGAUGCCUGGAAGCAGUUGAAGCAGGGAUUGAGAUUUACUGGCAACUGUAAGGAACUCUUCUAAUGGAUGACCUUAUCAAAGGGACAACUGUCUCGAGAGAGACAGUAGCACCGGGAACAGCUCUCUGUGGAAUAGAUAAUCUUCCAGACGAGGUUCUCAUCGAAAUAUUCUCCUACUUGCGGCUGUGUGACUUGACGUGGUGUUCGCACACGUGCAGCAGGUGGCGUGCCAUUCUACGGGAGGAGAAGUCGCUGUGGAGGCGCUGGCAGUGCGCGACGUACGACGUGGGGAACGUGAGGGAAGUGCUAGCUACGGCGGGUGCGGUGCCGCAGCUGGAAACGCUCUACCUCCUCUACUCCGGCUCGUUCGGGAUCCACGUCGCCUGGCCGGAGGCCACCGUCUUCCACCACUACGGCGACGCCCCCCUGACGUGGGAGCCGUACUUCCGGUGUUUUGAUACCGAGUGCCUCGUGAUAGACCACUCGAUGCAGAAAAACAUUUUUUUCUACUUGUCGUGGGUCGACCGCCUCACGUUGAGGAGGAUAUUCGUCGUAGAACAGUCGUAUUUUUGUAACCCGUCCGAAAGUACGUGUGAAUCCGCCGGGCCGGUUCGCGAAGCUGCUAGUGCGGACGGUCCCGUACGGAGGGUCAGAGACAUACACCGUGACCUCUUCUCCGGGAAGGGUCGCCGCCGCGGCAGUGCCUCGGAGGUCCCCGCUGCGACGUCCGGAGCGGACGCUGCCGUGUGCCCGGCGUUGGAGGAAGUGAAUGUGUUCAGCAAGUACAUCUGGGACGAACACCUCGAGAGGCUUUGCAGUCUGGGCCCAGUGCGCACCUUGCACGUCCGGUGCCAGCGGCUCCGCAGCCUGACUUUCGUGCGGGGCUGCAGCGCGACGCUGGAGGAGCUGGAAGUCUCGGACUGCCGACGCCUCUUGGAGGACGCGUUCGCAGAUCUACGCUAUCUGGAGAGGUUGCGCGUGCUGCGGCUGUCGGACUGCCACGUCGAGGCGCAGACUGUCGGCAGUUGUGUGGCCGGCCUUCCCCACUUGGAGUCCUGUACGAUAAAUGGGUGUGAAGUCCUUCAGGAUCUCUCCUCGUAGGAUCCUUGUGCUGUAGCCUGUGUCCGCAGAUGUAGUGGUGUGUCCUGUAUCCUUACUUUAAGACACUGACUUGUUGAAAUUUUCUUGUGAUAACAUAUCAUUAUUUCGAGUCAAUAAAUAUGAUGUGUUGGAAGAAGGGCAGUGAGAGAGAUGGGCUGAUCUUGUGCAAUAUAUUAUACAAUUUUUUAUUUGACAUUAAAUAUUGUAAAAUUAUGUAUAUAUUUACUAUGACUGUUCUAAAACUAAAGAACAUUUUGAUACGA